Molecule: messenger RNA, 1389 nt
Organism: Clonostachys rhizophaga
Lineage: Eukaryota; Fungi; Ascomycota; Sordariomycetes; Hypocreales; Bionectriaceae
Source: the annotation of a GenBank genome assembly
AUGAGCCAAGCCACCUCAACCGUCAACAUUUACGAAGUCCUCAGUUUAGGGCCCGACGGCAAGCCCUUGUGUCCGCUACUAGAAUCGGCAGAUAUAGUCACUCAUAUCCGUCAUAUCGCCGCCAAGUCGAACUCAUCCGAUGUAAACGCGCUCCACGGCGAGCUUUUGGACCACGGAAAACUGCGCCGCCAACGAUGGAAGAAAUUACUUGAAGAGACAAAUGACAAAUACGCCGGCAGGCCAUGCUGCCUGGUUACGCAACAACAAGACGUUCCUUCCUCGAGCACUUCCGAUUUUGACAAAAGCGCCCCAGUAUCACCGCGCGACGCACCUCACGACACAGAAACGCCACCUCUAUCAACCGCUCCAUCGACAGAUUUGACAGAGCUCGAUGAUCUACAUUCUUUCGGGGGCCUGAAGGUUGAAACAGCAAAGGUUUUGGCAGACAAGCUGGCUUCCAUUUGUGAUCAAAGCAGUAACGAAUAUGUUGCCCCCAAUCUGCUUUUGCAGAUCGCACCUGCUUUCGUUGCAGCCCUGAAAGAGCUCGCGACAACCAGCCUUUCCAUGCAACUUCACGAUACUAUUCAGCCAAUCCAUUCCCCACACGAUCCGACCAUCGACACGGAGACCCCGAACAGCUUGUCUGAUAUCGUCGAACGAGACACAGCAUCAUCAGAGCCCGCAGAAAUAUCUCAACAAGCGCAAGUCAACCUCUCGAUGGCAAACAUAAGCGGACGUCUGCCUGCUAUGAACACUAGAAUUGACACCGAGCUUUUAAAAUGGUGGAACAAGCCCUGUCUGUUGGUGAACACGCUGCCUCGCGGGGAAAACAUUGCCCACCGCCUUUAUCUCGCGGUUUCAACCCCUCGCCACCGGGGUGAAUAUGAUCCCAUUUCUCGCGCGAAAGAACGACUAUAUGCGAUUCACUUCUCUCGCUUACAGCAACGAUUCAUGAAAUCAUAUUGUAGUCAGGGCAGGGGGGACCCGCUUCUUAAAUUUCUACGCAGUCUUCGGAUCGGAGUCAAGCCCCAAACUUGGCAGUAUGCUACGCGUCAAGGGAAGCGGUAUGACAUACUAAGCAAAUCACAUUCAGGGUUUCUCUUCCUCAACUUCAAAAUCAGUGAAAGAAGUAUACGAGAUCGAAUGUCCCUUGAAGUUGUCUCAAAGGCAAUAGAACCUUCUUUCCAGGGGCCCCUUAUCGAAUGGUAUGACCAGCUUGGUAAGAAAGUACAUAUUGCGAUGGAAGGUGAAUGGGGUCCAUGGAUUACGAGUCUGAUGGCAAAGCCUAAUGAUGUGGAUAAAACCAAGAACUCACGCCGACAAAGGAUCAGUGAGGUAAUACAAUCACAGCGAGACACAUCGGCUUCGUCAAGUGCUCCGACAAGUUAG